Messenger RNA from Orussus abietinus, 1888 nucleotides. RefSeq lists its product as uncharacterized. The coding region runs from base 227 to 1282 and encodes 351 amino acids. Gene Ontology annotation, cellular component: nucleus. The transcript is spliced from 6 exons. Gene Ontology annotation, biological process: proteasome localization; nuclear protein quality control by the ubiquitin-proteasome system. The record is from RefSeq and is a predicted model, not a curated record. Lineage: Eukaryota; Metazoa; Arthropoda; Insecta; Hymenoptera; Orussidae.
AAUCAUGAGUGACGCACCUAACCAAUUCCCGCUUUUUAUAUCUGUCGAAUUGUGUUACCUGUUAAUUUUGUGAUGUAAAAUAUCGUUAAUUUCGUGAGAAAUAAGUCAGUUAUGGCUGGCGAUAAUAAUUAUUAACCGCGACUUAGUCGUCUGCAACGAGAAAACUACGUUCAUGUACUUUACAUGACAGACUAGUUCGAUUUAUGCUCAGCAAGUAUUUACGAAAAUGAGUACUCCUACUAGAGAUUCUUUACGUAGAUCGGAUGUACAGCGAAGACGAUCUGGACGUCAGGCGUUAGCAGUAAUUCCAGACAUGACAAGCAUUGCAGGUUCACCUGGAGAAGCUAUUUCUGUAGAAGUUAAUGCAAUGGACAAUGUUAUUAAUAGUAGACACGGUAUCGAUUCGUGGAGUCCAGCACUUAGUCCAGAUGAACUUGUAAUUCAGAAACGUGGUCGUCGGCGAAAGACGAUCGUUUGGUCUCCAGAUGUCGAUGCUUGUAAACGGGACAGUCUCUUCAGUCUGAGCUCGAGGGAUCGAACUCCAGUCAAAAGUCCAAGGAAGUCUACAUUACUCAGAAAUACACCGAGGAAACGACUCUUAUUGGGUGAUAGUGCAGAAUCUCAGUUGGCUACUCCCGAAAAAAGGAAACCCACUUCCGAGUGCCAGACAUCCGUGGGAAACGAUUCUUCUUCCCAGAAACAAUUCAAUCGAAAUUUAGUGAAAGGAUUACGUGGUCUUAGUCACGAGCAACUUGUAAAGAUGAUCAUGGACCUUGUCUCGAUGCAGGAAGACGGUCUAUUGACUAAUGAAAAAUUAAGAGACGUUUUGCUAAAUAUGAUGCCCAUCGCAGAUAUCCAUCCUUUACGGGAAAGGUUGAACAUCUUGAGACAAAAUAUUCACACGACUGUAGGAUCUUCCGAUUUGGACGAGCCUUGCUAUGGCAGAGCAUAUAUUCACUUGGAUGCAUACCAGAAAUCUGUGACAGAACAAGGUACCACGCUCUUGGAAUCUGAACACUGGACAGCAGUGAUGCAGUAUGUCUUCGCAGCAUGGAAUAUUACUAAGGAUUUACCACAAUGGGAGUAUCAAGGUUCUGACGAUACGUCUCGAAGAUGUUUCAAAAUUUUGGCAGAAUUCUGCAUGGAAGCUCUUAAAAGCGGUACAUUUGUAACGUCGACACUAGAUGCGUAUCACAAAAAACUUGAAACAAUGAUCGCGGACUGUGAAGAUCUGACAGUAUGUUUGAAAUUGAUCAAAGAUGCAAAACGGGGUGAUCACUAAAUUCGUACAGUACGGAAACAUAAUAUAUAUGUAAUAAUGCAUAUAUAUUUUUAAUUCGUUUUAUAUAUGUUAGACGUUGGGGAGUCAGAUGUUAUUUAUGACUCUAUCUCUCUAGAUAUACAUUUCUACGGAGAAACGAGGACUACGAGAAAUGUUCUACUAUAUUUUCUGAUAUAAGGUUUUAUAGCACGAGCAUGGUUUAUUUCUCGGCAUGUUUAAAACCUAUGUAGCUGUUUUCUUUGACUUGUUCCUGUGAUUUACAUUUUGUACAGAUAUCCCGUAAUAUCUUUAAUGAAAUGUUCACUAAGCUCGCGGAUCUCAGGUUCUCUAUAAAAUGAAGUACACUUUGUAAGUAACCCAAUGGUGCGCUAAUAAGCAGAAUGAAUUUGUAUUUUUAUACAUCCAUGAUCAACUUAUCAUUAUAUCUUAGUACGCAGACAAUCCCAACGAGAGAAAGCAAUUUAAGUUUUCGAAUGCCAGGAAAUAUUUGGCACGCUGUAGUUUACUUUCGUCUAAACCUCCACUGCGAUUGACUGAAAUAUUUAGGUUUCCAGAGUAUGUUCCACUUACCAUAUUUUUCCACAAAAUAAACGAUUGUGUGCUACA